AUGCUGGGCCAUUGCGGCCUGCGGAGCGUACGCGUGCGGCGACAGGCGCUGGCGGCGGCCGCGUUGUGCGCCACGCCCUUGCGCCCACAGGCCUUCGCGGCGGCGGCGGCCGCUCGCUCUCGGGGCGCCCCCUCUCGGGCGGCGUGCCCGCGGGUGCUGCUGCGCGCCACCCACGCCAUCGCGUCCAGCGAGGGCAUCUGGCAGGAACUCUAUUUCGCCCUUCGGGACAAGGACACUUUGGAGGUCAUGGGCCUGACAGCAGGGGGUGGCAAGAAACUUUUCAAGCGCAUGAAGGAUGGCGACAUCGACUUUGUGGACUUCUUGCUUGUG
Molecule: messenger RNA, 330 nt
Organism: Prorocentrum cordatum
Lineage: Eukaryota; Dinophyceae; Prorocentrales; Prorocentraceae
Source: the annotation of a GenBank genome assembly